GCGAGCUGUUUGACAGUUUCCAGGGCAACCAACUGACGCUCCUGUCAAUCAAGACUAACGAGUGCAGCGGCUGUUCACUUUCUGCACUGAGGAGUCAACUUCAGCAUCGAUUUAAACUCUCCGCGUUUGUUCCCUGAAAGCAAUAAUAGGACAUGGCUGACAGAGGCCAUGGAGGAGCAGAGAGAGAUGCAGAGGACACAGAUGAGCUUCUUUGCACAGAUCUGGAUGACAAUAGCAGUGGGUUUGGACCAGAUACUCCGCCUCUCAAACUGGACCACUGUGACCUUCUCUUAGAUGCUAUUGAUGCUCAGCUUGGUCAGCUGCAGGUCCAGCCCCAGAAACGUGAAGCAAUUACCAGAGAGGUGGAUAGCAGCGAAGCAGCUCCUCUUGGGUGGAGUCAGUCUCUGAGCAAAGACACAGGGCUUGGAAGUACAACACAAACAAAUGACACUCCGAUGAUUGAGCAAACAACAGAGAGGAGCACAGGCUGCCAGGAAAGUCCUGCCUCUCAUGAGGGAACUAGGCAGAAGUCAGACAGAAAAACAAGAGACAAAGAGGAAAUAGAGUCUCACAGGGAGCAAGUCAUGUGGAGGCUCGAGAGACUGCUUGGAGACACCUGUAAUGAGGGAAGGAUGGCUGGAGAAACCCACCCUCCUUCAGACAGCAUCUGCACUGAGGACUUUGCCAAACGCUUCAGAGAUGAGAUGGUGGAUUUGGCAUUGCCGAAGAGUAAUAUGCAGCAACUAGACAAAGAAAAAGAGGCUGAGAGGUUAGAGAUAUCUGACUGUGACGCUUGUCAGAAUGAACAAAAGGGACAAAAUGUUUUUAAUGUAAACACAAGAGGUGCAGCAACAACUGGGAAAAACAGUAAAGACAUAGACGCUGCUCGCUAUUCCCCGUCAAACAAGCCAUGUCAAAGAAAGAAACUGGAGAAAUGUCUUUUUGACAGCUACGGAGUAAACACAUCACAUGUUAGUGAGAAAGCAGGAACUGGAGAGAGAUACAACAUACCACAGCGGCUUGGCGAUGAUGGCAGCAUCUCUCACAGAACAGAGCCCAUAUCUGAACAUGAAGCCCAGCGGCAGAACGACAGCCAUCUUCCCAAGGCCAGGUGCUUGGCAGGAGUGCCUGUGUGGAGUUUUGACACCGUGUCCAUUGACAGUGACCUUGACUCAGUCUGCACCGAACAAGUUAGGCAGCAUAUUCACAAGCGGCCAGCAUGGCGCUCGCUCCUUCAGUCUGUCACAGGCAUGGAUGACUACUGUACCAACCAGAGUGACUAUGACACACCCACACAGGAAGAAAGUGAACCUCGAUCUACAUCAGGCCAGAGGUCCUCUCAUGGAAAUGUACAGAACAGAAGUCCUUCUGCCCGUAAAGCACAGCGUAAUAAGAGAGAAACUUACAGACUUGUGUGUUUGGGGGACUAUGACAAGGACACAGAUGAGGAAAUGAAUCACCGGAGCAGGAAAUGCAGGUCUGAGAAGACAUCAGAGAUGUUGCAGUGUGAUUGGGUCAAGAUGAAAGAGCGGCUCUCUACACUCCGACAAGAAUGUGAGAAAGAGGAGGAGACGCUGCAGUUGAAGAAGAUGCAGUUAAAAGAUGUUGAGUUCUCCCUCGGUAAACUUCAACAGAGAAGAAAGCAUGCCUUUCAGGAAUUACAUCGAAUGACUGUAGAGACAACAAAAAUGGAGAAGGAGAGGAGGACUCUGGAGUUCAUUUUGAGAGACAGCAGGGCAGGGAAGGAUGCUCUUAGUUCUCAGCUGCACGAGCUGCAGAGCCAGAGAGACUCCUGUAUCCUCGAGUUAAGAGACAUGGAGGAAGACCUCGCUGCUCUGACUCAAUAUAAACAGACUCUAAAGGAGGCAGCCUUCACCGAGAGGCCCAGUGUCGUCAUGUCAGUGCUGGAGAGGGAGGAGAUGGACAGACAGCUGGACAGCGCCAAAACAGAACUGUUUGCUGAACAGCGACGAGCAAGAGAGAAGCUAGAGUCCAUGCAAGAAAAGCUGGAGCAGACUCGUGAGGAGCUCCAGACAGCCACAGAGGCAGAGAGCACACUGAGGAACAGAUGUGCUUGUCUGGAGGAGAAACAGAGGCAGAAAAAGGAUCAGAUUGCAGUAGAGGUUCAGGUGGGCGAGUUGCAGGGUGAACUGGGACAAUGCAAGGUCAGAGUGGGUACUCUGGAGAAGAUGUUGGCUCAGAGGGAGCUGAAGCUGCUAGAUUUGCAGGAGCAACGGAUGGCCUUUCAAGCUGAAAGAGAUGGACUGAAGGUGGAGCUACAGCACCUGAAAACCCAGCACUGCAAUGCACUGAAAGAAGCCCAGGAGCAAGCCCAUAGAGUGAUGAAGGCCGCAUUGAAGCAGCAAAAGACAGAUUUGGCACUGGCUUAUGAGCAGCAAAUCAAAAAGCAGUCCCUCUGGCUGUUGUGUCCUCAGGUUAAUAAGCAGACUGAAGAGGAGAAGGCAGACGCUUUGAAAGAACAAGCUCUGUCUCUCACCCAACACAUUGAGUCCUUACAAAGUUCCCUUCAGCUAAAAGGAGAAGAGGCAGAGAAGCUGAGGAAUUCUCUGGAGCAGCAGAAGGAGGAGGCAAAGAAGCAUGAAGAGGAGCUGCGUGUAGAAGCCCUGGAAAAGUCUGCUCCCACUCAGGUGCAGAAAGCAAUAGAGGAGGAGAGGAGGAAGUUGGAGGCAGAAAAAGUGGAAGCUGUGCAGGUGCAUUGCGGGAUACUGGAAGAGCAGAACAGAAAGACCCUGGAAUGCAUGAGGAGUGAGAUGCAGCGAGAGAAGAGUAAAGCACUAUCUCUUCAACAUAAAGUGGUGGAACUGAAAACAAGAGUGCAGGAGUUGGAGAGUGAACGCUGUGCGUGGCAGAGAGAGCAGGAGUCUUUGGUGGCUGCUAUUUGCAAGUCACAGAAAGAGGAGCACCAGGCUGAGCUGCAGAAACUGCGGAGACAGAUGGCGCAGGAGAGUCAGAGAGCAGUGCUGCGGCUUGAGCAGGCUAAUCAGCUGUCAGAGAAAGAGGCUGCGGGACUCCGGGUGAUGAUAGAAGAAAGGGAGAGCAGCCAUAACCAAAUCACAGCUGAAAUGGAACAGCAGCUCAGACACUGGGCCCAGGAGCUGGGAACAGAGUGCCAGCAUCUACUCCUCUUACUGGAGCAGAGUGGAACCAAGCCUAGUUCUGUGCAACUACCUCCCAGGCCUUCAGUAGCUGAGGCUCUUUCAAACCUGAGAACACUAACAGAGCAGUUGAAGCACCUGAUUAGCCAUCAACACCAGGAGCUUGAUUCACAGAAACAAAUCUUUGUGCAGCUGAGAAAAGACAAGGAACGAGAAUUGAGCAUCCAGAGGCAGCAGCUCAGGAUGGAGAGAGACCAAGCCUUGGAUUCUCUAAAGGAGCGUCUCAUUCAGGAGCACAUUGAGGAGUUAAGCAAUCUGAGCAGGGCUCAUAUGUGCGAUGGAGGAGCUGAGGGGGGAGGAGUGGCAGCAUCUCUUCGCAAACAGCUGAGGGCCAAAGACCUGGAGCUGAGGCAGGUUCAGAGGAGCAUGGGUCAGUGGAAGGAACAGACUGCAGCUCGUCUGGCAUGCAAGUUUGAGGAAGAGCUGACAGCUGAACUGGAACGGUGCAAGACAAAGUUGUUACGGGACAGAAAAACAGCGAAGACUCGAGAGGAGAGGAAGAGAAAGCCUGAGAGGCCUGUCGGAGAGAUGACGCUUAGUGCAAAGGGAGCUCAGAAUCCAGUUUGCUCUUCCUCCCUCUAUGUUGCUGCCUCCCACAGUGCCUCAGAUGUGGCUUCAUUUAAGCUUCUACGUUACCUCCAGAGCAGAGUCAAGCAGCUCCGUGUAGAAAACCAGGCCAACACCUGGAGUCCAUCACCUUCAAAUACAGUCCCUUUAGAUUUGUCAGGAUCCUAUCUUACAACAAUCAAUCAAGGUCUAGACGUCGCUGGGAUUCAGAGCCACUGAUCAAUCAGGACCGUCUGAAGUUAAGGACAUGAAACCUUACUCUGUGUGUGCUACACACACCGGUGAUAUAAUGUUCUCUAAAUCUGACUCUCAGGCAUUUCAAGGUAUGUGUGUGGCCACAGAAUUUACUGUAACAUAUGCUUAGAUAGCAGAUUAACAAGCAGGUCAGAGUGACAAAUGACACAACCGAUGAUUUGGCCAUAAAGUUCACAUUCCUCUGUGUUACGGUAGUCAAAUUUUAUGACUUAAGGUUACAGUGAACAGUGAGUGAUGAACUGACAUUUCUGUGAAGAAUAGUGUGAGUUAUGUAAGAGAAACAUAUAGGGCUGACAGUUCUGGGGUAAUCCCUUGUAUAAUCAUAAAUGUUACAUGAUUACAAUUCAAUAUAAAUUUGUAUGUUGUAAUAAAAAGGAGAUUUGUGUCAAGUUCAAACUAAA
This is a messenger RNA of Micropterus dolomieu (smallmouth bass), 4399 nucleotides long. RefSeq names its product trichohyalin. The record is from RefSeq and is a predicted model, not a curated record. Lineage: Eukaryota; Metazoa; Chordata; Actinopteri; Centrarchiformes; Centrarchidae. The transcript has 30 exons. The coding region runs from base 153 to 3962 and encodes 1269 amino acids.